Messenger RNA from Ostrea edulis (European flat oyster), 4653 nucleotides. Its product is annotated as tRNA-splicing endonuclease subunit Sen2-like. The record is from RefSeq and is a predicted model, not a curated record. Bases 342 to 2054 code for a protein of 570 amino acids. The transcript is spliced from 9 exons. Gene Ontology annotation, cellular component: tRNA-intron endonuclease complex. Gene Ontology annotation, biological process: tRNA-type intron splice site recognition and cleavage; tRNA splicing, via endonucleolytic cleavage and ligation. Gene Ontology annotation, molecular function: nucleic acid binding; tRNA-intron lyase activity. Lineage: Eukaryota; Metazoa; Mollusca; Bivalvia; Ostreida; Ostreidae.
CGGGCUUAGCCCCUGUGCGCAAACCUAAAGUCCCCUCGACUUCGUCGGUAGGGGACUAAUAAAUAAAAAAAAUCAACGUAUAACGAUUAAUCGGCGAAUAUCAAUAUCGGACAUUGCGGGACAUAUGUCCUGGGACUACAUUUACACUCACCCAUAAAGAUGGCGGCCCUCAUAGAAAUCACGCGAAACUCGGUCUGUUGUCAUAAUCAAUGUUGAGUUAAAAAGAAAAAAACGCUGGUGCCGUUCUAUGAAUUUAAUAAGAACUGUACACAUGUCUGUAAUUUGUAUUAGAUCUAUAAUGUAGUCACGGACAUGAUAAUCUCUCAACUUAAUCUUAAACAAUGUCUUACUCCAAAUUGAUGAAUCCAAAAAAGAAGAGGCGGGUGUUUGCCACUAAAGAAUCGCCAUUCCCUGUGCCUAUAGCAAGUAUUACGGGGGAACAAUCUUCAAGGAAACAAUGGAUGUACUUCACAGGGAAUCUGUUCGGCAACCAGGUUAUCAUCCAUCACUCUGGAGAUAUGAACUUCAUGUACAAAAUGGGAUUCUUUGGGAAGGGAUCUCUAUCAAGAAGUAAGCCAGAGUUUAACCAAAGAUGCAAAGUGGUGGCACUUCCGGUGUCUCGAGCAGAAACCAACCAAUGUAGAAUAAUCACCAGGAGAAGCUACAUAAGGAGGUUGAAUUGGCAGAAUUCUGAGUCAGGUGAUGUUGAGUGUGAUGAAUAUGAUAGUUCACAGGAAAUGGAGUUCUUGGAUAAUGAGACAAAUCAUGUGGAGGAAAAACCAGACAAUGUUGUCCAAUCAGAAUUACCUUCAAAUAUUGAGGGAAAAGAUGAAGGUGAAACUGACACAAAAGAGACCAACCGGUCGGCUGCAGGGGAUGAUUGGUCAGCAGUUAUAGAGUCAUGGGAUAAUGCUGAGGCAGAUGAAGAUUUCUGGGGGAUGGGUCCAUCUGAAAAAACAGACAAAGGCCCUUCUUCAACAACUAUAGGAACAAUGUUAGUUAAAAGACAAAAGAUAAAUGAAUGGGAAUGCUCUGGGGCUGAUGUCAACUUCAUUUGUAAUGAAACUUCAUUUACAGACUCUAGCCCAAGUAAAAAUUUAGAUUCAUUUUCAGAUUUACAAAGUAAAAAUAUCUCAUCAAAGGAACUAAAUCAGAAUUCUGAUAAUGUAGAACAAAUCAUGGGAGAAUAUUCCAAAUCUGUGCCAAAUGUUGAAAACCAUAAAGAUGAAAUUGAUAAUGAAAAGAGCAAACAAACUAAUUUCCUUAAUGAGACUAAAUCUGAAACAACAGAAACACAACAGAACGAUAUAAUGCGUACUCGUACUGAUGUAGUGAGCACAACUCCACAUGAAAAGGAAAAAAUGCAGCUGCAUGUAACAGAUCCAUUGUGCAUAUCUGAGGAGGAGCAUGGAAACUUGUUUGUGAUGGAGGAUUCUGAUCAUCAAAGUGAAAAUAGAAAGAGGAAGUGGGAAGAACCAACAUGGAGGCCAGUAGUAAAAGAAGAUCCUUACUUUGUCAAAGAAUUUCUAUAUCUUACCCUUGAAGAGAGUUUCUUUCUGGCUUAUGGUCUUGGGUGCCUACGAGUGUAUGAAAAAGGACAGCUUUUAAAUCUAACAGAAAUGUGGAGAACAUUUUGUCAACGACAAGACAGAUUUAUCUCUCUUUAUGCAGUGUACCAUUACUUCAGAAGUAAAGGAUGGGUACCUAAAUCUGGACUCAAAUUUGGAACAGACUUCAUUAUCUACAAGGAAGGGCCACCUUUUUAUCAUGGAAGUUACUCAGUUUUGGUGAAAAUGGUGAAAGAAGACUGUUUAACAGAAGAGGAAAGUUCGCGAUCUUUAACCUGGACUCAGUUGGCUGGACUGAAUCGCUUAACUGAACAUGUAGCCAAGGAACUGAUGAUCUGCUAUGUAGUUAAACCUAAAAGCAUUAGUCAAUCUGAUAUGAUGGCAUCUCCAAGGAUCAUCAACCAAUUCAAGAUCAGGGAGAUGGUUGUUACACGCUGGAUUUCAUCACAAGAAAGAGAAUCCAAAUCUUCUGAAGAAAUACCAUGACUCUCAGAUACCCUGCAGUGGUUCAAAGGUUUCAAGUGUUUGGAAAGUGUGAUAGGAACUCAUGUACAUUUCCAAUGUGUUUGCCUUUGAUUGGUUGUAAUGAUUCAUAUAGUACAUGUACAUCUAUUUUAAAGGCUAGGAAUAUUUGACAGAAAUGAAUGUAAAUAUAGAAUGAGUGUAAAUAUAAAAAAGAAAUUUCACCUAUGAAAAUACAUGCAUUAUGUAUUUCCUGAAUAACAACCUAUAGGUAAAUAAUUAGCUCUUCUGAGCCGAAGGCUCAAAGAGCUAAUCAUAUGGCCUAUGUCUGGUGUGCGGUGUGUGUCAACUUUUUGGAAAAAGGGCUAUAUCUCAAGAACCCCUUGGCCAAUUUUUGUCAAAUUUGUUACAGGGUAUCCUUGGCCUAAGGGCUUUCUUUGCACUAAAACUAGGGUUGUGACCCUUUAACAAGGGGAGAUAAUUAGGAAAAUGUAAACAAAAGUAGUGGUUGCUAAAAAAUCUUCUUCUCAAGAGCCACUGGGCAAAUUAUCACCAAACUUAUGCAUAAGGAUGAGGAUAGGUUGUAGAUAAAAAAGUGUUCAAGGCAUCAUACUGGGGCAAAGGGUGUGGUCUCAAGGUCACUUCAAAGUUGACCUUAAAUUUUGUUUUGUUAAAACUUUGAUAUUUUGCUUAGUAUAAGGACUAGGAUCAUCAAAUUUUGUCAGUUGAUGCAUCUUAGGACCUAAUAUCAUGUUGUCUCAAAAGUAGGUCAUGGUGACCUACUUCUUGAAUUUCUCAGGUAAUUACCGUAUAUACUCGCCUAUAAGUCGGUCCGCCUAUAAGUCGGUUGUAUUUUUUAAGGUUAUUUUGUAGGAAUUUGUCAUUGACCCACUUAUAAGUCGGUACAAAUUUUUGUCAGAAUAGGUUGACAAUUUCAAGUCAAUGCUGUAGUGUUUUUACCUAUGUUUCAAAAAAUAUUUUGAGAAAUUAAUAAUUACGAGGUGCUAAAUAUCCAAGCCAUAUCCGUUUGGGGUUUAAAUGCAUCCCUUGAUCUAUUAUGGACCAUGAUCCCUUGAUUACCUAAGCAAUUAUGGUCUCCUAAUGACCAGUACCUGACACCGUGUUUACUUAGUGGCACGCGCCUCGCGAAAACUGUUUUUGUGGGAUUCCGGUAUAAUUCAUUGUAUCAACAAUAGAGUUUUUAAGAGUCAAGAAUGAUGAUCUAAAUUAUCUGUUAACAAUAUUCAAUCUUUUAAGAAAUAUAUUUCAGCCAGUAUACAUAUGAAUAUUUCAAUAUUAAAUCGGGUUCGUAAUUCAAUUUUAUCGAUAAACGAAUUGAAAUUGAAUUGAAAGUUUUAGUUACGGGUAUGUAAAUAAUUUUAAACUAGAUAAAAAUAUGUAAAUACUUGUACUUUAUACAUGAUUUUAAAAUGCAUAAACAAUACGUCUAGAUAUUUAAAAAACACUACAUUACGCCGUCCUGAAAAAUACCAAUCUUCUUAGGACGCGCCUAUAAGUCGGACAUAGAGUUUUGGACCAAAAAUUGACUCCCAAAAAACCGACUUAUAGGCGAGUAUAUACGGUAUUAUUAAAUGGAUUUUGAUGCAUAUAUCUUGGACACUUUUGAGCCUAUGAUCAUCAAAAGUUGUCAGUUGAUGGAUCAUGGGACCUUGAAGUGCGUCAUGUGAAAAGUAUGUCACCAUGACCUACUUUCUGAAUUUUAUGGCUAAUCAUUUAUGAAUACAUUUUAGGUUGUUAUUUCAGAUACUGAAAGGUUUAGAAUCAUCAAACCUUGUAAGUUGAUGCGUCUAGAGGCCUCAAAACAUAUUUAUAAAAAAGUAGGUCACAAUGACCAACUUUUUGAAUUUUGCAGACAUUCAAAUUUCACAUUUUCAAUUUUAGAUGCAUAUUUUGGACACUAUGAAAGCUAGGAUCAUCAAACUUUGUCAGUUGAUGCAUCUUGAGUCUUCAUAGUUUGUUGACCAAAAAGUAGGUCACCAUGACCUACUUUUGAAUUUGACAGCUAUAUUUUAAUAUUUCAGAUACAAUUUGACUUACAAUCAUCAAACUUUGUCAGUUGAUUGGUCUUGAGUCUUCAGAGUGUGUCGACCAAAAAGUAGGUCACCGUGACUUACUUUUGGAAUUUGACGUUUAUAUCUGAAUAUUUCAGAUACUAUUUGACUUCAAUUAUCAAACUUUGUCAGUUGAUGCAUCUUGAGUCUUUGGAGUGUGUCGACCAAAAUGUAGGUCACUGUGGCCUUCUUUUGGAAUUUGAUGGCUAUAUUUGAAUACUAUUUGACUUGUCAGUUGAUGCAUCUUGAGUCUUCAGUGUGUCGACCAAAAGUAGGUCACCAUGACCUACUUUUGGACAGUUACAUUUAAAUUUUCAGGUACUAUUUGACUUAACAUCAUCAAACUUUGUUAAAUGAUGAAUCUUGAUUAGUGAGAAUUUUUGCCUGUUCUACAAUGUAUCAGAAGAGCGAUUCUAGGCCCAUGGGCCUCUUGUUAUAUGUGGCACCAGCUUAGGAUCAGGUGAUCGUACAUGUACUUUCUGCAAUUAAAUCAAAGAUUUAUAUUUUGUUUAUUCUUGAUUUUUCUUUUAAUAAAUCCACAAAAAAAUUGA